Molecule: messenger RNA, 2460 nt
Organism: Myripristis murdjan (pinecone soldierfish)
Lineage: Eukaryota; Metazoa; Chordata; Actinopteri; Holocentriformes; Holocentridae
Gene: micu1
Product: mitochondrial calcium uptake 1
Exons: 15
Coding region: 174-1658 (494 amino acids)
Biological process (GO): calcium import into the mitochondrion; mitochondrial calcium ion homeostasis
Cellular component (GO): uniplex complex
Molecular function (GO): calcium ion binding
Source: RefSeq, a predicted model, not a curated record
GAACUGCUGUUUUGAGGUCCAUCCCAUCCUCGCAGACAACAGGGAGAAAACGCAUUAGCAGCCGUCGAAGAAACUCUCAUUUUCCACUGAGUGGCAUUUGAGCUGAAACCAAUGAAAAUUCUCUAAAUCCUAAUAACUAAGACUGCUCAAGCUUGUGACUUGGGGAAGAGAGGAUGUUCCGCUUGCGGGCAUUGUCGGCGGUUUCAGUGGGUAUGGUGCAGUUGUGCCGACGCUACCACAGUGGGGCCAUGCGGGGCUCUGGCCGGCGGAGGCUGAUGCUUGCAACCCUGGCUGGAGUGACUGGUGUGUCUGCUAGUGCUGGGCUGCUCUGGACAAGAGCAUAUGCAGAUGCAGGGCCAUCCGUCCGUCACGCUGAGCAACCAGAGAGAGAGGAAGCUGAUUUUGUGAAAGAUCAAGAGCCUGACACAGAGUCAGAGAAAUCGGUGGAGGCCAGCAGUGGAGAUGAGGAGGAAAAAGAAGGUGGCGGUGAGGGGAAGAAGAAGAAACCACGCUCUGGAUUUCGUGACCGCAAGGUGAUGGAGUAUGAGAACAGGAUAAGGGCCUACUCGACUCCAGACAAGAUUUUCCGCUAUUUUGCCACACUGAAGGUGAUCAGUGAGCAUGGAGAUGCUGAGGUCUACAUGACACCACAGGACUUUGUGCGCUCCAUCACUCCCAACGAGAAACAGCCUGAGAACCUGGGCCUGGACCAGUUCAUGGUGAAGCGCUAUGAUGGAAAGGACUUCUGGCAGACGGAGAAGAUCGCCCAGGAGAGGGAGAAGUUUGCAGAUGAGGACAGUAUCUUCUACACACUGGGGGAAUGUGGCCUCAUCUCCUUCUCUGACUACAUCUUCCUCACCACUGUCCUCUCCACUCCCCAGAGGAACUUUGAGAUUGCUUUCAAGAUGUUUGAUCUGAACGGUGAUGGAGAGGUGGACCUGGAGGAGUUUGAGCAGGUCCAGAGUAUAAUCCGUUCCCAGACCAGUAUGGGCAUGCGGCACCGUGACCGCUCCACCACAGGCAACACGCUGAAGACGGCUGGCUGCAGCUCGGCUCUCACCACAUACUUCUUCGGCGCUGACCUGAAGGGCAAGCUCACCAUCGGCAGCUUCUUGGAGUUUCAGAGGAAACUGCAGCAUGACGUGCUCAAACUAGAGUUUGAGAGGAAUGACCCUGUGGACGGCAGAAUUUCCGAGAGACAGUUUGGUGGCAUGCUGCUGGCCUACAGUGGGGUCCAGUCUCGCAAACUCAAACAGAUGCAGAGAGGCUUGAAGAAGAUGUUUAAGGAUGCACAGGGCAUCACAUUUGUGGAGGUGGAGAAUUUCUUCACUUUCCUCAAGAACGUGAAUGAUGUGGACACAGCCCUGAGUUUCUACCACAUGGCUGGAGCUUCCAUAGAUAAAGCCACCAUGAAGCAGGUAGCCCGCACUGUGGCCAAGGUGGAGCUGUCAGACCACGUGUGUGAUGUGGUUUUCGCUCUGUUCGACUGUGAUGGGAACGGUGAGCUUAGUAAUAAGGAGUUCAUAGCCAUUAUGAAGCAGCGGCUGAUGCGUGGGCUGGAGAAACCAAAGGACAUGGGCUUCACUCGGCUGGUGCGAGCCAUGUGGAAGUGUGCCCAGGAUACUGCCUGGGACUUUGCCACACCCAAGACGCAGUAGAUAGUGGACGGAUGUGUGUGGGGUGCGGGAGAAAGACUGUGCGACAAAGCAACAACACAAGCAAUGUCAAAAGUGUCCUCCUCCAGAAGGUCUCAAGGAUUUAAAUAAACAAUUAAUGCAAAGAACUCAAUAAGACUGCGGCGCCGAGACGCACCAUCCGUCAUUCACGCAUGUCAGUGUGGCUAGAGCUUUCGAUAUAGUGACUGAAGCAUGCUGACACAGCACAGUGUGUCCUGAGAUGCUUUCCCAAUGCGUUUCCUGGUCCAAGGCAUCAUUGGUAUUUGGACUUUGUAAACUUGUACAUUUAUUUUUGCCACAUCCUAUGGAGGAAUGCAGUGCCAACAGCAGGCCACCACGCAACCAGCAGUGAGCCUGUCCCAAACUAAGUACAGCACUUCGGUAGAUGAAGCCUAGUUGAGGUGAUUUAUUCUUUGACUGCAAACGGCAAGAGAAAAAACUCAAUCAAAUUUGACCUUCAGCUGUAUAAAUGCUGCAGUAUGUUACCUCCGUAUUUGGUAUGGAUUGGAUAGGACGGUAACUAUUUCUGUGGUGGGGCAGAGUGAUGGCCGCUGGUAAUCUUGUUAGCACCUCAUUAUUCCUUACUCUUGUUCAGUCUGCUCGCUCUAGCUGAAUCUUUAGUCCUAUUAUCUUGGACCAUAAGGGAUCAACGAAGCCUGCCUUGCACUACAAUUUACUCUUCAAAGUGUGUAUACUCAGUUGUCAUUCCUGCUCACUGAAUGACUUUAUGUAAGAUGGAUAUCAAAAGAAUUACUCUAUUAAAGGUGUUUUAUUAACAAACAAA